AUGCCAACAUAUAAACUCUAUUAUUUCAACGCUCGUGGUCGUGCUGAAAUAGCUCGUUUGAUAUUUGCUGCUGCUGGAGAGACAUUUGAAGACGUUCGAUAUGAACGUGAAGAAUGGCCAUCACAUAAAUCUGAAAUGCCAUUAGGUCAAAUGCCAGUUCUUGAUGUUGAUGGAGUAAAAUUACCUCAAUCAAUGGCGAUUGCUCGUUUUCUUUCAAAACAAUUUCAACUUGCUGGUAAAGACAAUCUUGAACAAGCUAAAGUCGAUGCAAUUGUGGACACAAGUAUUGAUUUAGCUACGAAAUAUAUACCAAUUCAUAUGCAACAAGAUGAAAGCAAGAAAAAAGAAGAAUUAAAUAAAUUUUUUGCUGAUGAAUUACCAAAGCAUUUGAAAAAUUUUGAAACUCUCGGAAAAUUAUAUAGUAAUGGCGGCCAAUUUUUUGUUGGGAAUUAUUUGACUUUUGCUGAUUUAGAAGUCUAUGAUAUGUUAGGAUAUAUUAUUAAAGUUGAUGAUAAUAUCCUUCAACCUUAUCCUUGGUUAGAACGUAAUCGUCAAUUGGUUGAAAAAAAUCCAAAAAUUGCUGAAUAUCUUAACAAUCGAAAAGAAACAUCAUUUUAA
Adineta ricciae is the source of this 618-nucleotide messenger RNA. NCBI's taxonomy places the organism in Eukaryota, Metazoa, Rotifera, Eurotatoria, Adinetida, Adinetidae. The record is from the annotation of a GenBank genome assembly.